Ilyonectria robusta is the source of this 2811-nucleotide messenger RNA. RefSeq lists its product as uncharacterized. Gene Ontology annotation, biological process: regulation of DNA-templated transcription. NCBI's taxonomy places the organism in Eukaryota, Fungi, Ascomycota, Sordariomycetes, Hypocreales, Nectriaceae. The transcript has 3 exons. Gene Ontology annotation, molecular function: DNA binding. The coding region runs from base 1 to 2811 and encodes 936 amino acids. The record is from RefSeq and is a predicted model, not a curated record.
AUGGCCCCCGUACGGCAGGACAUUCCGAUGCACGCCAUCGAGCGCACCCCCGAGUAUGAAGACUUCAUGUCGCGAUUGCGCGAGUACCACACCAAGCGCGGCACUACGCUCGACGCAGAGCCCAAGGUUGGCGCGACACAUCUCGACCUUCUCAAGGUCUUCAACCAUAUCGUUGCCAAUGGAGGUUACGAUAAGGUAUCCGAGGAGAAGCUGGCAUGGCGGCGCAUGGCCGCUGAGCUUGGCAUCUUCUCUAACAACGAAGCCUCAACCGCCUUUUCCCUGAAGGAGAAGUUCUACAAGAACCUUGCUGCCUUUGAAAUAAGCACUGUCCAUGGAAAGGAGCCGCCGCCAAAAGAUAUCCUCGAGGAUGUCACUGCCAAGGGUGCCGGCCUCCUGUCCCGAACGCGCGAGAACUUCCGUGGCAAGCGCGAGAGUAACAUCGGUGCCACAGACUCGGCCGCUUCUGGAGACGAUGGCACACCCGUUCGCGAACGACCCGUCCCUGAUCCCGCUGCUAGUGCCCGGGCAUCUCGCGGGUUGCGCGAGGCACCACCUCAACGUGUCAUAUUCCAACCCGAUACUGGGCCAACUCGAACGACCAGGCAUGCGUCAGCGCACCAUGCUAGCCACCAGAACUCUCCCGCCACAAACCAACCCCAGACUCCAUCGCAUCAGCACGGCAUGCCCCCUAUGCCUCAACCACAAAGCCACCAAGGCAGGGGCCCCUCGAUCCUACACCAUCCUCCCAACCCCGAGAACACCUCCAACCUGGUUACAUCGUACCAGCCACGAUAUCUCAAGCCCCUGCAGCUUCGUGCUGUCGCUACUCCUAGCAAUGCUCCCAAUGAGUUCCAAAAGGCUCGCCAAAACCAACGUAUUGUGGACCCCCGCCAGCCAUUACAGCCUGGGACUGGUUUUGACGGCCCUAAUAUCUACAUGCGUUGCCUUAAUGCUCUGCGGUCUAAUAUACCUGCAGAGCAGGCCUUUGCUCUCAACCAUCUCGUCAAGAUUUCGUAUGAAAGAGGCGACAAGUAUAAGUUCGACUCUUUCCCUGGCCUUGCAGAAGGCCUUGUGGAGAAGGCCCUACAAGUCGGCAGUUUGUUCUACCACGUUAACUGGGUCGUUUCCUGGGAUCCCAGUAUCGACUCCAGCGAUAUUGACACUCUUGAUGGUAAUAAUGGCACCCAGGAUAUCCUGGAGCGGAUCCAUAAUCUCAUUGAGAAGGAUAUGCCAGAUGUCCUCCAGACUGAGGCCUACGCUGAUGAGCUGGUCCUGGUAACCGAAGCUGUUCUGACAAUACGGAACAUGGUCACUCUCCCGGAGAAUGCUCAUAACAUGUCUGAUUUCUACCCCCUGAAGGACCUCAUCUGCAUCAUUCUGCACCUACCGCACAAAGACUCCCUCAUCGAACUUAAGCACUUGACGUUGGAUAUCGCAGAGCAGCUGACGCCAUUUAUGGCACUGGAGUCAGAUGACCCUCUCUAUAAGACACUGCUUGCACAGAUGGCAUCCGAGGACCGCGGUGCGAUCUUGACAGCUCUCCGCGCUCUGGGCCGGCUCUCAAUGAACCUCGAGGCCACCAAUAAGCUGGGUAACGUCCCCGGACUGGUGCUGCAACGAAUCGCCAGCUGGCUUCUCCUCAACGACGACGAACUCAUCGACGCAUGCCUUGACUUCCUCUACCAGUACACUGCAGUCGUGCCUAACGUGGACAACCUGAUCCGCUCUCUGACACCUGAGAACCUUGUCGACCACCUCACCCGCCUCCUUGCCCAUGGCGCCCGCAAGGUCCAGCGCGAGUUCACCCUUGUUCCCGAGCAGAAGCUGCCUGCUCGCGACGAGAUUGCCCCAAUGCCCGAGGACCUCCUUCAGGAGAUGCUCAAGCUCGAGGAGCCUGAACGUGUGCAUCAUUGGGUCCGCAGCUUCUUUGAGGAGGACCGCGACUCAUUCGUCACGCAGCUGGCCGCAUGGCAGGCGUACCAAACCGCCUUUGUUGGACCGCUUAAGGCCAUUGGUCAACCGCUUAUUACUCCCGCAGACUUCAUUAGGAACAGUACAUCCGUGUAUAAGGACUCGAAUGCGCAGGUUCUUAGGGAGCCCGGCGAUCCUCAGCAGAAGUUCAUCAUCCACGGCAUUCGCGCUCGCCCUCGACCGCUUAGCAUUGAUGGAAAGGAGUACGGUCGAUGUCUUUGGGCCUCCAAUCCCACCAACAAGAAUGAGAAGUGCGGUCACUUUUAUCUAAAGGCUAAGCAGAUGUGGAACCAUAUCCUCACGACUCACAUGGAAGAGAAGAAGAACGAAGACGACCAGUAUGAGAACACCGAGAAGGAAUUCGUCUGCACCUGGGGUGAAUGUUCCCGAUUCGUCAAUCCGACCAAGCUGUACCUCCAGGACUUUGCGCGGCAUAUCAACACGCAUGUGUCAGCGAUGCUGCCAACCUCGGAAGCGCAGGCUCGGAAACCAGACCGACCCUGGAUCGUCCCCGCCAAGACCAUGGCGGUGACCUAUGAAGAGACCAUGACGGUGCGGGACGAGCGGAAUCCUAACGCGCCCCCGCAGGCUGCCGGUAUCCCGCUGAGUGCCGCGCUUGUGCUGCGCAACAUUGCCCGCAACGUCGUCAAGACGGAGGCUGAGGAUGAGCUAAUUAAGAUGCAAGAGAGUGGUGGAGAAUCCGGUGGGUGGAACGAGACCCUCUUCCGGCCGAUCUUACCUCGCCUCUUUGAGAUUCUGGCAGAGAACCGAGCCUUGAGCCCCUACAUUGCGUCACUAUUGGAUCUGAUCCGAAUCGACAACGACGGCCAAGGCCGUUGA